This is a messenger RNA of Hibiscus syriacus, 1442 nucleotides long. Its product is annotated as U-box domain-containing protein 26-like. Bases 16 to 1269 code for a protein of 417 amino acids. Gene Ontology annotation, molecular function: ubiquitin protein ligase activity. The record is from RefSeq and is a predicted model, not a curated record. The transcript has a single exon. Lineage: Eukaryota; Viridiplantae; Streptophyta; Magnoliopsida; Malvales; Malvaceae. Gene Ontology annotation, biological process: protein ubiquitination.
AGAGAAUCUUCAGAGAUGCCUGUAACUACAAUUGAGCCUUUAGAUUUGAUUCGUUUUCAAAUUCCUUAUCAUUUCAGGUGUCCAAUUUCACUUGACCUCAUGCGUGACCCUGUCACCGUCUGCACCGGUCAAACCUACGACCGAUCCAGCAUCGAGUCCUGGAUCGCCACCGGUAACACCACUUGUCCCGUCACUCGUGUCCCUCUCAAUGAUUUCACUUUUAUCCCCAACCAUACCCUUCGCCGACUUAUUCAAGAUUGGUGUGUCGCCAACCAGGCUUUUGGUAUCCAGCGGAUUCCCACGCCUAAACAACCUGCCGACCCCACCAUGGUUCGGGCUUUACUGGCUCAAGCUUCGUCUGUUUCGAAUCCGUUUCAGUCUCGUCUUUCGGCUCUGCGUCGACUCAAUGGCAUCGCUCGUGAUUCUGAUAAAAACCGGUGUGUUAUUUCUUCGCAUAACGCACGGGAAAUACUGAUAAAUGUCUUGUUUACGGAUACGGGUUCAGGUUCGUCGGUGUUGAAUGUGGAGGCGCUUGCUGUUUUAGUGAUGUUUCAACUUAGUGAACCCGAGUGCGAGUCGAUCGCUUCGGAUCCGGACAGAGUGAUAUACUUAUCGCAUAUGUUGUUCCAUUCCUCGAUCGAAGUCCGAAUCAACUCGGCUUCGCUCAUCGAAAUCGUUCUUUCCGGAACGAGAUCGUUGGAGCUCCGAGCUCAGAUAAUCAAUGUGGAUGAAAUCUUCGAAGGGGUGACGGGCAUAUUAAGGGACCUCAACUCUUAUCCCCGCGCGUUAAGAACCGGCAUUCGAGCUCUCUUCGCUUUGUGCUUAGUGAAACAAACCCGGCAGAAAGCGGUUCAAGCCGGGGCACCGGAGACGUUGAUCGACCGGUUGGCCGACUUGGAUAAAUGCGAAGCCGAACGAGCUUUGGCAACCAUAGAGUUGUUAUGUCGGAUUCCCUCCGGGUGUUCCGCGUUUGCUUCGCACGCGCUUACGGUCCCGCUGUUGGUCAAAACGAUACUAAAGAUCUCAGAAAGGGCGACGGAGUACGCCGCCGGUGCGCUGAUGGCGCUGUGCUCGAGCACGGAACAGUGUCAGAGGGAGGCAGUGAACGCGGGCGUUCUGACUCAGCUGCUGUUGUUGGUUCAGAGUGAUUGUACGGAAAGGGCGAAGAGGAAAGCUCAAAUGCUACUGAAGUUGCUUCGGGAUUCGUGGCCCGAAGAUUCCAUGGGGGAUUUGGACGAUUUUGGUUGCAGUGGAAUCGUACCCUUUUGAACUAAGAUUCUUACAAUUUUUCUUCUUUUCUUGUAGAAAGAUUUUAAUGUUAUUUUUUUUGUUUAAAAUGAAAGAGAAAUUUUAAAAAAAAUCCAGGUUUUAGACGGUGUAAAUGGAGAAAGACUGUAAUUUUUGUUCAAGGAAAGCAAAUGAAUGAUAGAUCUGUUGUUGGC